Phanerochaete carnosa HHB-10118-sp is the source of this 3351-nucleotide messenger RNA. RefSeq lists its product as uncharacterized. The record is from RefSeq and is a predicted model, not a curated record. NCBI's taxonomy places the organism in Eukaryota, Fungi, Basidiomycota, Agaricomycetes, Polyporales, Phanerochaetaceae. Gene Ontology annotation, biological process: secondary metabolite biosynthetic process; amino acid activation for nonribosomal peptide biosynthetic process. The transcript has 3 exons. Gene Ontology annotation, molecular function: phosphopantetheine binding; catalytic activity. Gene Ontology annotation, cellular component: cytoplasm. The annotation marks the transcript as partial.
GAUCCCACUCGCUUUCGACAGAAUACCGUCCAAGCUCUCCUCGAUAACCUUCUCGACGUGCUCACGGCUAUCGUCAUCGACCCCGACCACACAGUGGACGACGCUCCGUUCUCCCAUGCACUCAAGCAGCUUGUCGUAGCAAACAUUCCAGUCGACCCAGUGCCAGUCCCUUCACAGCCUCGUCCCACACUCACCCAGGCGUUCUCAGACGCUGUCGCCGCCUAUCAUGAUCUCCCAGCGCUUAUCGACGGAGAUCUCACCCUGACCUACCGCGAAGUCGAUAUCCUUGCUUCAGUUAUCUCCCAGCGGAUCCUAGAGGUUACGAGACAACAGGAGAUACAUGCAUUUGUGUCCUUCUGUAUCCCUCCAGGAGCCAUUGCCGUCCUGACCAUCCUUGCUAUCGUGAAGAGUGGUGCUGCAUAUGUGCCCCUCGAUAUACGCUUUCCUGCAGAACGCCUUGAGUCGCUGGUUGAAGACUCUGACGCAUCUCUUGUCAUCACCACCUCAGCAUCGCCUUGGUUCAAUUUCAACCGCGAGCGUAUUGCACGUCUAGACGUCACCAGCUUCCUUGAUGACCGGAAGUCGCUCGUUACUGCGUUUGCUCGCGAAGGACGCGACGGAUCCGUCUCGCCCGCGUCACCCGUGUCGCCCGUGACGUCUUCAAGCGACGCUGCCUACAUGCUCUACACCAGCGGCAGCACAGGCAAGCCCAAGGGUGUCAUCAUCAAGCAGUCCUCCGUCGUAGCCUUCGCCACCAACACCGACAUCUUCAAGUGGGGGCCGGGACACCGCAUCGCGCAAGUCAACAACCUCGCCUGGGAUGCGAGCGUUAUCGAUGUGUGGGCCUCGCUUUUACUCGGCGCGACACUCGUGUGCAUUGACCGGUUCGACGUGCUCGACCCGCCUGCGCUUGCGCAGCGCUUCCGUGCGGCGCACAUCGACGGCUGUCUGGUGCCCACGCCGCUUUUCCGCCAGUUCGCGGCCACAUGCCCGGACGUCUUCCGCGGGCUCACGCAAGUCCUGACCGGCGGCGAAGCGCUCGAUUACGCAAGCGUCCGCCAAGCGCGCGCGGCCGCCCCCGGCGUCGCGUUUAAAAACGCGUACGGCCCGACCGAGGCGUGUGUCGUGACGACGACCUUUGACCUCCCCGACAACGACGAUGUGCCGCACGCCGGGCCCGUGCCUAUUGGUCGCCCCCUCAAAACAAGCCAGGUGCUCGUCGUCGACCGCCGUGGGCGGCUCGUGCCACCGGGCGUCAUCGGCGAGCUGAUCAUCAGCGGCGAGGGCAUCGCCGAAGGAUAUCUCAACCGUCCCACGGAGACCGCGAGUGCGUUUGUUGAUUUAUGCAUCGACGGUUUGCAUGGAAAUACAAGGUUCUACUGCACGGGUGAUGCGGUGCGUUGGUGCGAUGGGCAAUUACAGUUUGUGGGUCGAAUCAAUGCAGGGCAGGUCAAGAUUCGCGGACAGAGGCUGGAACUGAGCGAAAUCGAGGCGACCAUCCUAUGCACCAGGCUCGUCGUCGGCGCCGGCGUCAGCUAUCACAAGCCAACCAAUGGCGACGAUCCUAGCCUUGUCGCAUAUGUUGUUCUGGUGUUCAGGACGCACGUGGAGAUCGGUCUUCUCGAACGGCUGCGGGAAAUGCUGCCGUCCUACAUGGUCCCCGACCGCAUCUUCUCUGUGCGCGCUCUGCCGCUUCAGACGAGCGGGAAGUUGGAUCGGCGACAAUUGGCGGCGAUGGCAGAGAAGGACGCGAGUCGUGAUAUUCGCGAGGCCACUGAGGACGACCAGCAUGUUUUACCUGCGGACGACAUGGAAGCUCGACUAUGCGAGAUAUUCGGCAAUAUUCUGUCUCUUCAAGUGGUAUCACCUCUCGCGGACUUCUUCUAUAUUGGAGGACACUCGUUACUUGCGACACGACUGAAGUCCGCGCUCGAAUCGGAAUUCCAUGUGGCUAUCCCUCUAAAGACGAUAUUCUCUCACCCUAGCCCUAGAAAGCUUGGGGCCAGUAUCGUAGAACUCCUCGCCUCCGCUCCAUCUCACGAGGUCUCCAUGAAAAUUGCAGCGCCAUUGGAGGGGAAGCAUUACCCCUUAUCUUUCGCCCAGCAACGACUCUGGUUCCUCCGGCGGCUGGCAUAUUAUGGUUCGCAGAACGUUCGUUACAACACUCCCUAUGUCCUGAAGCUUCAAGGGCGUCUGAACGUCGACGCUCUCGAGCGCACGCUCCAGGAGAUCGUCUCUCGUCACGAGAUUCUCCGCACCGUCUUCGUCGAGGUUGAUUACGCGCCGGUCACCCAGGUCGUCGAUUUUUGUCCCCGUCUUGAAAUAGUAUUGUUGGCCUCCGAUGUUGACAAGCAAUCUAUCCACACACUCAUCGGAGAGUAUGCCAGGCGCCCGUUCUCGCUCGACCUCGAACCAUGUUUCCGCGCAACUCUGUUCCAGCUCUCGCAAGAGCACUCCUAUCUACUCCUAUGCAUGCAUCACAUUCUGGUCGACGGGUUCUCCUUCGACGUCAUUCGUCAGGAGCUCGCUGAGAUCUAUAUUGCGUUUGACGCCGGUAAAGACUACGAUCUGUCGCCGCUGGGCAUCCAGUACAAGGAGUUCGCGCAGUGGCAACAAUCGGAAGACUUCGAGCGUCUCCUGGAGCCUCAGAUCGAGUACUGGACGAAGCAGCUCAAAGGCAGUCAGGCGGCGGAAGUACCAACGGACUUCCCACGACCUCAGCACCUCAGCUAUGAGGGGAAGACUUUCGUCGAUCGUUUCCCCGCGGAGCUGUUGACUCGACUGGAACAGGUCUGCAAACAGGAACACGUAACGAUGUUCAUGCUCAUGUCGACAGCCUUCCGCAUCGUCCAGUUCCAGCUCACCGGCCAGACGGACGCCUCCUUCGCCUUCCCGAUAGCCAAUCGCAAUCGACCUGAGACCGAGAAGCUCAUCGGAUUCUUCGUCAACACGCAGGUCCUCCGGCUGGAGGUACAUCCCGGACAGACGUUUGUGGAGCUGCUCCAGCAAGUGCGAGAGCUAUCGAUGGCGGCAUUCGAGCAUCAGGAUCUGCCUUUCGAGCGGGUCGUCUCGAUCCUCAACCCGACUCGUGACCUCAGUCGCAACCCGCUGGCGCAGAUCGUCCUCGCAUAUCAGACUGUCAAGUAUACACCGUUCUCCAUAGGGAACAUCCAUGUUUCCGCUUCGCAAGCUGAUAUGGACGUGACGAGGUUCGAUUUGGAAAUACAUUUCUUCCCGAAGGAUGAUGGACAGCUGGCUGCCGACUUCGUGUACAGCACCGACUUGUACAAGGAAGAGACGAUUAUCGACCUGUCGAACCGGAUCCAUGCACUUCUGGACCAAGUCGUCGAC